Molecule: messenger RNA, 405 nt
Organism: Saprolegnia diclina VS20
Lineage: Eukaryota; Oomycota; Saprolegniomycetes; Saprolegniales; Saprolegniaceae
Exons: 1
Coding region: 26-331 (101 amino acids)
Source: RefSeq, a predicted model, not a curated record
CGGCGAGCCAAUCAGCGCGCAGCAUAUGUUGCAGCUGGAGACCCCGUCGAUCCUUUCAUUCUGCAAUAUCCGCCAAACACACAAGAUGCUUCGCCGCUGCGUUCCCCGCAUCCCGCCCACAGCUCUCUCGCGCCUGAACGCGUCCCAGGCCGUCGCUCGCCCGGCCGCCGUCGCCGACGAGAAGCUGGUCGUCCUCGAGCCCUUCGUGCCCCUCCCCGAAGGCCUUGCGGACCUCUCGCCCAAGGACGAAGCUCCCACCGCCGCUGCUACCAAGCAGGACGACCGCAACGUGGACAUCUGGGCGGUCGUCUUUGGCAAGCCCGAGAUCUAAACCCUCGUAUAUUGUUUAUUUAUAUAUAGUUUUGACACGAAUAAUCCAAGAGUUAAAGAGUAUGCUAGCGUGAA